Argiope bruennichi is the source of this 4081-nucleotide messenger RNA. Its product is annotated as glutamate receptor ionotropic, kainate 2-like. Gene Ontology annotation, biological process: monoatomic ion transport. NCBI's taxonomy places the organism in Eukaryota, Metazoa, Arthropoda, Arachnida, Araneae, Araneidae. Gene Ontology annotation, cellular component: postsynaptic membrane; plasma membrane. The transcript is spliced from 15 exons. Bases 83 to 2899 code for a protein of 938 amino acids. Gene Ontology annotation, molecular function: glutamate-gated receptor activity. The record is from RefSeq and is a predicted model, not a curated record.
CCCGACCAGUCAUGUCCUGGAGUUCUCACCUAGGCUGAGGAGAUGUUGUUUUCAUGAUCCUACCAGGACGGGACUAUCAACUAUGGUCAAGCACCUGUGGUGGAUCCAUUUGCUUUUUGUGCUCCUAGUGCUGGUUUUACCUGGUUUUGCACUACCAUCUGUCAUCAAAGUGGGUGCUCUCUUCACCGAAGAUCAACGGGAUAGUCCCUCCGAACUCGCCUUCAAAUACUCCAUCUACAGGAUUAACAAAGACAAGACACUACUCGCUAACACAACUCUCGUAUACGACAUCCAACACGUGCCAAAGGACGACAGUUUCCACGCAGCAAAGAAAGCUUGCCAACAGGUGAAUUCUGGGGUGAGUGCUAUCUUCGGUCCCCAGAAUCCGUUACUGGGUAGUCACAUCCAGAGUCUGUGUGACGCACUGGACAUCCCCCAUAUCGAGGCCAGACUGGACGUCGAAUCAGAAGAGAAGGAGUUCUCCAUCAACCUGUAUCCUAGCCCUUGGAUGUUGGGCAGAGCUAUUCGAGAUCUCACCAAGUACCUCAAUUGGACGAAAGUGGCCAUUAUCUAUGAGGAUGAUGCAGCUCUCAUCAAUCUUCAAGAGCUGUUGAAACUUCCCGUUCCUCGGAAUGUCCAAUACGUGUUCCGCAAAACGGACCAGAAUGGAUUCCGGGACGUUCUGAGGGACAUCAAAGGCCGUGGGAUCUAUAGUAUCGUGGUGGACACCAAGCCGGACAAUCUGCCUCACCUGCUCAAAGCUAUACUGCAAGUUCAAAUGAAUGACUACAAGUAUUAUUAUCAUUUUACUACUUUGGAUGUGGAAACAUAUAAUCUAGAAGAUUUUAGAUACAAUUUCGUAAAUAUGACAGCUUACAGACUAAUUGAUACAGAACACUGUAGCGUGAAGAAAACCUUGAAAGAUAUGGAGAAAUUUCAAUCCAUAGGUCAUCACAUUAUAAAUAAAACGAAUGUUAUAAAGACCGAGCCUGCUCUUAUCUACGAUUCGGUGUACGCCCUGGCAUGGGGUUUGAACGCCCUGCAAGGCGGCACCACUCUCCGUCCAGUCAACGUUUCCUGCGAGGAAGAGGUGCCUUGGACAGACGGAAGCAGUCUCUUCAAUUAUAUCAAUUCAGUAGAGUUUUGUGGUCUUACAGGAAAAAUACAGUUUAAAGAAGGUCGACGCAGUAAUUUAAAACUUGAUUUAUUAAAACUGAGACAAAAUAGCAUGGAAAAAGUUGGAGAAUGGUCAACGAAUUUCGGUUUGAAUAUCACGAAUCAUCAAGCAUUUCAUGAAUUUGGCACAACCAACAUAACUCUGAGAGUAACCACUAUUGAAGCGGAUCCAUACGUGAUGGUGCGAGAGAACCCCGACCUGGAAGGGAACAGCCGGUUCUACGGGUUUUGCAUUGAUCUCUUGCAGAAAAUUGCAGAAAGGCUGCAUUUCGAGUAUGAUAUCCAUCUUGUGCCCGACCGCAAAUACGGAGCAGUUGAUCCAAACACGGACGAAUGGAAUGGGAUGGUACGAGAGCUUUUAGUGAAGAACGCAGAUCUGGCAGUGGCGCCCAUGACUAUAAAUUACGCCCGCGAGAGUGUCAUCGACUUUACGAAGCCAUUCAUGAACCUGGGAAUCGGCAUCCUUUUCAAGUUGCCCAAGAACAUGCCCGUGCGCUUGUUUUCCUUCAUGAGCCCUCUAGCCGUGGACAUCUGGCUAUACGUGCUGGCCGCUUACGUCCUGGUCAGCUCGACCAUGUUCAUCGUGGCCAGGUUCAGCCCCUAUGAAUGGCAGAAUCCCCACCCUUGUGUCACAGAAUGCGAUGUCAUGGAGAACCAGUUUAGUUUAGGGAAUAGUUUCUGGUUCACCAUCGUGACCUUGAUGCACCAAGGCUGUGACCUCAACCCCAAGGCGACUUCGACGCGUAUCAUAGGCGCCAUCUGGUGGUUCUUCACGCUCAUUAUGAUCUCAUCCUACACGGCCAAUUUGGCCGCCUUCCUUACCGUAGAGCGCAUGAUAACGCCAAUAGAAAGUGUCGAGGACCUGGCGGAGCAGAGCAAGAUCUCUUACGGCACGCUGGAAGGCGGCUCCACAAUGACUUUCUUCAGGGAUUCGAAAAUUGAAACAUACCUCAAGAUGUGGAGAUUCAUGGAAAACCGGCCUUCCGUCUUUGUCAGUUCCUACGAAGAAGGAGUUCAGCGUGUUUUGGAAGGAAACUACGCUUUUCUCAUGGAAUCGACAAUGCUAGACUACAUGGUGCAAAGAGACUGCAAUUUGACACAAGUGGGGGGAUUACUAGACUCCAAAGGUUAUGGAAUUGCUACUCCAAUGGGUUCGCCUUGGAGAGAUAAAAUAUCCUUAGCCAUCCUUGACUUGCAAGAGAAAGGAGUCAUUCAGAUGCUGUACAACAAGUGGUGGAAGAGUCCUGGUAUUACGUGCUCCAGAGACGAUAAGAACAAAGAUGGAAAAGCGAAUGCCUUGGGGGUGGACAAUAUAGGCGGAGUAUUCGUGGUGCUAAUGUGUGGUCUGGCUGUUGCAGUGCUAACAGCGAUUGCUGAAUUUUGCUGGAACUCCAAGAAGAGCGCGCAGUCUGCGAGGGUAGAAGUACAACGACGGACUCUCCCACAGUUACCUGCAGCAAUCCCUGUGCGCGGAGAUGGCGGAGGAGCUGAGAUUCGCAGUCAAGUGCCGAGCUUCCAGACAACGCCCAGCGCUCCGUCGCCAGUGCUCGAAGUGCAUCCCCGGUGCCACCUACGUGCCGGCUGCCAUGGAGGGCCCGCAGGAGAAUGGCAUCAUGCAGAUGAUCGAGAUGAGGAAAUCGCCCAUCAACUUCGACUGUGGCGAUUCCUAGUCUCCUCAGAGCACAGUAGUAGCAGCAGUGUCAACUACCCUCUACAGUCGUGAGCACAGCAACCGGCACAGGCCCGUAUGCAAAUGCCAGUCAUAACACAAAAAAAAGUCUAUAAUCUUAGCACGCUUUAACAUGCUGGAGGAUUGAUAAACAGGAAUGCACUCCUAUUGAAUUCCUGAAAUCCUCGCCAGGAUAACAUGGAAGACGUGAGAUUCGGAGUUUACAUCAUUUCGUCCAGGAUCUCCGGCUAGGACACAACUAGGUCCUGCUCUGAGAACAUCGACAAAAGUUAUUCUUUCAUGUAGUCAUUUUUCUCCUUCCAGUAUUGAUAUAUGUUUUGUUAUUUGUUAGAACAGUACAACAUGGACGAUGUGAGACACGCAUUUCAUAUUUAUUACGUCCAGGAUCUUUGGCUAGGACAUACCUAGGUCCUGCUCUGGGAGUAUAAAUUUAAGUUAUUUCCUCAUGUAGUUGUUAUCCCCUUCCGGUACUGAUAUAUGUUUUUGUCACUUGUUAGAUUUCCAUCAUCACCAAUAAAUGAUUUUAUUUAAAGCAUUUUUGUGAGCUGAAAGGGCUACCUUAAAAAAAACUUCAUGAUGUUGCAUGAGGUUUGUGGAUGUUGAGACUUUUAAACAACCUAAGCCUAAAAAAAAUGAUGAUCUUAGCAAAACUAAAUUUUAAGAUACCAGCUGAAAUUGUUUGCUGUUUUUGUCAUGAACAUAGGGAUUUUAGAUCAGUAUUCCAUCUGGAACUCAUAUGUGAGGACCAUUACAUGUCGUCUCGUAACAGCAAUGCUGUAAAUAUGAAAUUGACUUGACAAGCACGAGCUUCAUUCGAUCAAUAGAAUUGUGUCUGUAGCGUUAAGACGUUAAUUUAGAGGAUGCGAGAACUGCCAAAACAUGCGUACUUAUAUAUCAAACAUUGGUCCCUUUUUAAAUAUGGUAGUAUUUUUAAAAUUAUUUCGAAAAAUUUAGUCUAAACUCAUUUAAAAGAAUUAUACGAAGUUUAGUGGUAGCGAUGAAUUAGAAUGUUAUGGACAUUCCCAAUAAUCAUUAAUAAUUACAUUCUGCCUCUACUUUGAUUUCAAAUAAAUUUUUCAGUGAAUUAAAACUUUGUAUCUCAUGGAUAACAUAUUGAAUGCUAGUCAUUAAAAAUUCAGAAUCAUUUACUACUCCAGUAAUCGCAUUUUUUCACAUUAGAUUCUUGAUAAGAUUUAAACAUUAAAUUUAUUUAAA